GCCAACUCCGCCUGCUCCACCAGCUCCGGUACACAAAACAGAAUUCUUAAUUGAACCAACAGCAAACUGUGUCCAAGGAGGCACAGUUGAAAAUUGCAAUUUUUUCAAAUGUAAAUUUCUCUUUUUUCUUGGAAGAAGUGAAGAAAUCGUGUCAUUUGAGCAAAAUGGCUAAACAAAGAGUUCGGGACCUGAUGUACCCUUCCUUUGAUGAGGAGAAGAGGAGGCACAAGAAGAAGCGUCUGGUGCAGUCGCCGAAUAGCUACUUCAUGGAUGUCAAAUGCAUGGGCUGCUACAAGAUCACUACCAUCUACAGCCAUGCUCAGUCAGUGGUGUCCUGUGCUGGCUGCUCAAUAAUCCUCUGCAGGCCCCGUGGAGGGAAAUGCAAACUAACUAUGGGAUGCGCCUUCAGGAGGAAAUAUCAUUGAGAGGAAAUGUGGCAGCACACACCCUGACUGGCAGAAUCACGGAUGAACUUGAGUGUGUCAACGGCGACAGAUGCACUGGUCUGACAACUUCAGCCCACGAUACCUGCUUAUUAAAUCAUGGCGUGAUUUAAUACAUGUGCUUGAAAAAAAAAUUCAACACCAGACUUGUCAUCUACCGUGCGCUGCACGUCCAUGAUUCACAUUCAGUUUCCUAAAAAUGUCGAGAAACAUUCAUAUACUCAUGGCAAAAUACCUCAAAUGAAAUGUUUUUUGUUGUAAAACCAUCACACAUCAUUGGAAUGCACCCCCCAAAAAGUCAAAUCAGACAACGUUUUGUAAAACAUUUAUUCGGUGACAUGGAUGGGAUUUGAUUUAUGAAAUACUUCAAAUAUGUAUUUAAUCACAAUUGGAGGCUAUUUUAAUUGGCUCUGGCAUGAGAUGACAUUAAAAAAUGGUGUUGACAAUUUAUUGUGCAUGGUGUGAGUUUUCUUUGGUUUUGAAAGUUCCCUCGGCAUUAAGAAGUGAUAAAAAUAACGCACACAAAAAAGAGUCUGUACUGCACCUAACAUUAUGUAUAUACAGUAAUGAUCCGUGGCUGAACUUAUUUGACAAUGCUUCCAGUGGUUUGGGGGUUACACUUGCAUAUUAAAUCUAAAUAUUGGCUACAUUAUUGCAAUUUUACACAAGUAAGAUUUUUUUAAAUGGAAAAUUAACUCAUCGGCAAUAACGUAAUACGGUUUAAAUUAACUGUAUUGUACCAGACCUUAAAGAAAAAAAAAAUGCCUAUUCUGAAACACAAUUGGGUGCUGUGUUGGACUGGACUGACACAAGGUUACUGCUUGUGUUCACUAGCUGCAUUUCACCACUGGGUGUCGCUGCAUAUUCAUGCUGCCAUUGAGUAAACUUCCAUUUGUGCUUCUUCCUCGUUUGGGAGGUGUGGCUGGAUGGGGGCAAAGCAAAACUGAAAAGUUUCUAUUUAAAGUGGUCAAAAUAAAUUGCUGGGAGGCAAUUUGUGCAGUUUCAGAGUAUCUGUGUGUUUAACUUCCAAAAUUGCAUUUUAUAUAAAAAAUAUAUAUAUAAUGA
This is a messenger RNA of Hippocampus zosterae (dwarf seahorse), 1508 nucleotides long. RefSeq names its product 40S ribosomal protein S27-like. Gene Ontology annotation, biological process: ribosomal small subunit assembly; translation. NCBI's taxonomy places the organism in Eukaryota, Metazoa, Chordata, Actinopteri, Syngnathiformes, Syngnathidae. Bases 165 to 425 code for a protein of 86 amino acids. The record is from RefSeq and is a predicted model, not a curated record. The transcript has 4 exons. Gene Ontology annotation, cellular component: cytosolic small ribosomal subunit; ribosome. Gene Ontology annotation, molecular function: RNA binding; structural constituent of ribosome.